Jaminaea rosea is the source of this 599-nucleotide messenger RNA. RefSeq lists its product as hypothetical. Gene Ontology annotation, molecular function: DNA binding. The coding region runs from base 1 to 591 and encodes 196 amino acids. The record is from RefSeq and is a predicted model, not a curated record. NCBI's taxonomy places the organism in Eukaryota, Fungi, Basidiomycota, Exobasidiomycetes, Microstromatales. Gene Ontology annotation, cellular component: nucleus; cytosol. The transcript is spliced from 2 exons.
AUGGAAGACGACGAGCUGCAAGCCAUUCGUCGAGCAAGGAUGCAACAGCUCCAGCAGCAGGGUGGCGGCGGUGGAGGAGCAGGCUCUCAAGGGCCCUCUUCCUCGUUCCUCUCUCAGCUGGGCGGUAAGCAAGGCGGCGGAGCAAGGAGAGGUGCGGGUGAUGAUGACGACGACGGCGGCGAAGGUAGUCAAGACCAGGGGCAACGCAUGGCUCAGAUGGAGGAGCAGAAGAGGCAGAUGCUCAGCACCAUUCUCGAUUCAGAUGCGAGAGAGAGGCUAUCACGCAUCUCCCUCGUCAAGCCACAGAAGGCGCAGGGUAUCACCAACCUCAUCAUUCAGAUGGCUCAGUCUGGCCAAAUCAGGCAGAGGAUCAAUGAGGCUCAGCUUGUGGACCUCCUCGAGCAGGUCGAGCGCGGAGAUGGCAGUGGGGGAGCUGGUCCCAAGAUCACAGUGAGUUUGGCCAGACGCCAGAGGGACGCAUCUCAGCAGCUGAUUACCUCUUUCUUCGCUCACACGUACAAUAGUACAAUCGCAAAAAGGCAGGCCUCGACGAUGAUGACGAUGACUUUGAUCUGUGACAGGUUGGCCUAACAAGGAAG